Molecule: messenger RNA, 2860 nt
Organism: Eleginops maclovinus (Patagonian blennie)
Lineage: Eukaryota; Metazoa; Chordata; Actinopteri; Perciformes; Eleginopidae
Exons: 13
Coding region: 109-1161 (350 amino acids)
Biological process (GO): cell surface receptor signaling pathway; adenylate cyclase-activating G protein-coupled receptor signaling pathway
Cellular component (GO): plasma membrane
Molecular function (GO): G protein-coupled receptor activity
Source: RefSeq, a predicted model, not a curated record
UUUGUCCCUUUGUGCGCACCGUAGAAACAGGAAGUGCAAGAAAAGGCUACAGGACAAUAACAACAAAUUGAAGCGAAUUAAUACAAAAAUAAACCACUGUGACUUAAAAUGGAUAAAAUAAACUCAAAUUCAACGAGUAACGAUUCACGCUGCGUGUUUUUUAAUACAGAUUCAGAAGACUAUCGAUGCGUGGUGAUCUUAACAGUAAAACGAGCCACAGGAACCUUCUCCUUAGUAGGAUGUAUUUUUAUGCUCCUUGUGAUCUGGCUACUUCGCAGAUAUCACUCUUUGGCUCAGAAGAUGAUCCUCAACCUGACUGUAGCUGCCUUCUUCGAUAGCGUAGCAUAUGUCAUGGGGGAUUCACAUCCAAAGGGAUCGCUUUGUGACUUCCAGGCCUGCUGGCUAACUUACUUUGACUGGAGUGCCUUGGCCUGGGUUUGCCUCAUCACAGUGAACCUGUACCUCAACCUGGUCAAAGAAAUCAGCACCAACAGAUAUGAGAAGUUGUACCAUCUGAUGGCAUGGGGGGUGCCUCUAGUCAUGGCCUCUUUGCCGCUGCUAAAGGGAUACUACGGCCCCGCGGGAGCCUGGUGCUGGAUCACAGACGAUCACGUAGCCUGGAGAUUUGGGAUAUGGUACGUGCCGUUGUUCAGCCUCAUCUUCCUGAUGAUCUGCUGCUACGCCCGAAUAAUCUGCGUGGCCAAUGCGAGGAUGCAGUCAUGGUUGGGAACCUUCAACCCGGAGAGAGAGAGACGAAAGGUUUCCUUGGCUGAGGAGAUCAAACCGUUGAAGUGGUAUCCCUCCGUUUACCUGCUGGUGUCCACCUUUCCCCUCAUCAACAGACUCCAUAAUGCCUUCUACCCACUGGAUCCAUCCUUUUCGCUCACCCUGUUGCAUGUCCUGUCAGCACCACUCCACGGCUUGGCGAAUGCCUUUGUCUUUAGCCUGGACAGGGAUUGGUGGAGCCUACUGAGCCCUACUGGCAUGCAGCUGGCUCUGCAGUCACGGCUGUGUGACAGGACUCUGAUUGGAGAGUACCACCCCGGGGCGGUGCGCUACACACAGGCUGACCUGGUCGACCUCAGCGAUGACGAUGACGACGAUGACACCAACGUGCUCUUCUACUCCCCCGACAUGACCCUGAAAGACCGAGGGCCCUGAGAGAGAGCCGGAGAGAGGGAGAGAGAGAGAGAGAGAUAGAGGGAAGAGCUGGAGGAUAGGAGCAUGAACGAGGGUCACAGCCAGAGAGAGACGCAGCGGAUUAGAAACUGAGAGAGAGGAACAAGAGGUAGGGAGGGAAUGAAAGGGAAGAUUGGGGGGACAGUAAGGCAGAUAGGAGGCGGAGAUGAGCUGUCAGGUUCCAUUAUUAAUCCCCAUCCUUUACUAUUUAAUAUCCUAAAGACACACACACACACACACACACACACACACACACACACACACACACACACACACACACAGCGAGUAGAGCUGCAGCUCCCUGCUAUACUACUAUGGGAGAGGAGAAGGGAUCGGCUUUAAAGAUCCUCCUAAUGUCAAAGGCAUCUGCUGCAUCCCAAAGGUUUUAAAACAAUUUCCCCUCUCUGCACUGCCUCCUAGACUCCUGCAUUCUGCAGUGUUUUGGCAUACUGCAAAAGUGAACGGGAGGGGGGGGGGGGGGACGACUGAAAGGCAAUCAUAACAAGGUGUUAGUUUAGCAUUCACAGCAAUUACCUUUUCACUUCUCUGCAGGGGAUGAAGUGAAAGCAGGCCUUUUAGAAAGCACCCUGUGUGUCAGAAGUGAAAGAAUAUAUGCUGAGAUUGAUUCUGGUUCUGAACAGUUUUCUUCCUGAUAGGGGCAGGGUGGGGUACAGCGAAAAAAAGGAUUAAAAAAAAACAGUGAGGAUGACUUGGUAGGGCAAGUAAGUCUCACAGGAGCCUCUCCUUCUACAGACAGUUCCUCUGUUUUUCUCCUUGCAGAUGACAUUAUUGUUGUUGCAACUUUCACACAAGUAUUACUUGGAACGGUUGUUUUGUAUUUUAAAGAAAUUCUACAUGUGUUUGUUAUACUGUAUUUAUCACUGUACCAUAUAUAUUUAAGUGUACACUCUAUUUUUGUACGUGCUCGGACUGGAAUGUGUCCAAACCUGCUGCUCUUUAAAGUUGAAAUGCAUAUAGCCUUAUGGACAACAAAACACGUAUUGUUAAUCAGUCAACACAAACACACACGCACACAUGCUCUCUCUAUGGUGCCUGUCAAAACAGGUCCAAAACGAGACACACACACGCAUGCCAUAGCAACAGCCUUUGAUGGUUCAUCACCUCGUGGCCCUUGUCUGGGGUGCUGAGGUGUGAUUGGCAGGAUAAUGGAGUCGCUUUAUAUUCAACCUCAGCCCAUUUGGUAUUUCCACACAUCGUGGUGGUUUCAUCACUGUCGGUGCGAGCUGCCGGCUGUCAGCUGCCUCUCUGACAAGUUGAACUAAUGAACCCACACUUGACCCUUUUUACCCUUGGGUUUUUGAACUUUUCUGCUCGGCGUCAAUGACACCAGAGUGCAACUUUAGAUUGCAGUUUAGAAGAAGAAGAAGAAGACAUACUUUUAUUAAUCCCUUACAGGGAAAUUGUUUUACAGAGCCCCAUCACUGUAACACACACACACACACACACACACACACACACACACACACACACACACACACACACACACACACACACACACACACACACACACACACACACACACACACACACACACACACACACACACACACACACACACACACACACAAUGUGCCCAUACCCCAUUUUAGGCACUGUUGCCGGUUUUACUUGACUGUGCACUCCAUCAAAUAAAUGAGCAGGAGAGACAUUUCAUAACAAA